UCGUGCUUGUUUGUGGCGUUUUCGUGGCUUCACGCAAACCCAUCAUGUUUCAGCGGCUCAACCCAUACAUAUUCGCAGGUUUAGCAGGCGUCGUUUCAGGCGUUUACAUAUUCAAACCUCUUUUCGAAGAAGCCUCUGCGAACCGAAAACCAGUUUCUCCGACAAACGCGUCAACAACAUCACCCGAGGCGCUAGGGAAAUCCCCUGCAUCUUCGCCGUCGCCGCAUUCUUCGGUAAAGUGACAUUACACUGCGCUAGCACAAUAUGGAGUAACGUGCAACAGGAUGUGCCAUUUCAUGGUCACCGCGGAGAAUGGCGGCCGCACGAUCACCUUGUGGUUUAAUGUGUAGCAGAGUGAUAUGGACAUGGUGUGCCCGGAAAGGGGCGUAAACAGCCCAAAACAUUUUCAUCUGUUGUCUUUGACGAUUAGUAACGCGUGAGCUUCGCUGAGCUCUAUUGACAUGCGCUGGUGUGU
Suillus clintonianus is the source of this 475-nucleotide messenger RNA. RefSeq lists its product as uncharacterized. The transcript has 4 exons. The annotation marks the transcript as partial. The record is from RefSeq and is a predicted model, not a curated record. NCBI's taxonomy places the organism in Eukaryota, Fungi, Basidiomycota, Agaricomycetes, Boletales, Suillaceae.